Messenger RNA from Stereum hirsutum FP-91666 SS1, 1957 nucleotides. RefSeq lists its product as uncharacterized. The record is from RefSeq and is a predicted model, not a curated record. Gene Ontology annotation, molecular function: protein binding. Lineage: Eukaryota; Fungi; Basidiomycota; Agaricomycetes; Russulales; Stereaceae. The coding region runs from base 205 to 1746 and encodes 513 amino acids. The transcript is spliced from 3 exons.
AAGACCCAAACCUCACACACUCUUCCUAACGGGCUUUCUGUCGAGCUCAAAACGAAAUACAAAAAACAUUAUGAGCAACCCCAUACCUUCACACUCGAGCACACGGUUUUUCUCUCGUCGAACUCGACGGAAUCCAUAUCAUCUGCUACCAGCCUUAUCAUCAACAAGGAUCGUCUCGCUCGUCAAGAUGACUGGCAUUCCGCCAUGGACAUACAUAGCCAAGAGACCAUGACUUUCUCCUCUGUCCUCUUCGACUCGCGGGCAAAGCUGCGUCCGGAAUGGAUCAGCUCAGAGGCUAAGAAGGGUACGGGUGUCUGGGGACAUGAGCUGGACCGCGGAUCACUACUCUUUGUUGAGAGUGUAGAGGUCAACAAGGAGUACAGAGCAAGGGGCAUCGGCUCGUGGCUCUUACAGCAGGUCCUCACCUCUGAACACGUCGUAGCCUGUCAAUUCGCAUACGCGUGGCCUUCGCCACUAUAUCCCGCCGGUCUUUCCAAGACUGAACUCGUGGACAUCGAGAGCGCUGUAUUGAAGAUGUUUUCGAACGCCGGCUUUAGGCGGGUCGGGCGGUCUAACUUUGUCUGUUACGCGAUGGUGGACGCCACACACGCCUCACGUCACCUCCCCGCAUCUGAAGACGCUAAACCACUUGACCUUCCUCUCGCCGAGCAGACGAGCAGCGGUGACGGAGAGCCUCCGGUCGUCAGAGAUUGGCUCGCCUUCGACACUGCCGCGCAAAUAAACGACCAGUACCCGCUCCAUGCAGCGCUCCUCGCCGACAGCAGCGAAACUAUUAUCGACCUUAUACGCACCCAUCAUGCGGCAGAUCCCUCGUCGAUUCGCACCAAGGGCCCGGACGGUUCGACGCUUCUUCAUAUGGCUGCUUCGAAAGGCCGUCCUGCCGUCGUAACGGAGUUAUUGUCCCUUGGUGCUCGUAGCGACUUGCACGAGAAGGAUAAGGAGGGAAGGACGCCUCUGGCAUGCAUCGACGACGAAAUGAUCAAGGGACGAGAGUUCUUCAAAAUGGUUGGCGUGCCGUUUAAGGGCCACGAGAUGAGCAAGUGCCGUUGCAAGGUGCUCAUCAUGGAAGCUAUGGGCCAAGCACCUCCUUCGCUCGAGAUGAUGAAGUGGGGAUGUACUUGCGGACAGUGUCAUGGAGGCUGGCUGAGUCCGCGCAUGAAAUAUCGUCUUGAAACCUGCGCUGAAGUAGCGUCAGACAUUAUACUUGACACAAUGGACUUCUCCGGUACUCUGGUUCGCUACCAACCACUCAAAGAUGUUGACAUGGUCUAUCUCAUCGACUUCGUCCCCCACUCGGUUCGUGAACAACCCAUCUACCAGUCCUUUAUCCACGGAUAUUCGGCUUGUUACAAGGCCGUUUGCGCCGUCCUUCGGGGCGGUAAUAUUCCGACCGUCCAAACCGUCUCGCAGGAAUUACUGUCUCCCGCCUACGAUGCGCGUUACACGGCCCAUUAUUUCCAGAAGGGAGGUAGGAUCGAGUUUGUCUUGAACGGUGUUGCAUAUCGCUCAUGGGAAGAGGGACCCGCUGGAGACAACACGUUCGAUGACACCUUCGGCGACAACCUGGAAGGGAUGCCCAUAUGCGAGAACGACGACGCUUACAACAUUGUCCGCACCAACAUGGGUCUUGGACCCGAGUUCAACGGACCCGAUUAUGGCCGUUCGAGCUCCGGCUUUGAUGAGGAUGAGGACGAGGAAAUGUAUUCGGAAGAUUCCUCCGACUAAAGAGCAGAAUAAUGGCCGAGACAAAUUCUCGGGCGCUGUAUACGAAUCUCGAGUUAACUGUACUCUUUGGCUUUGUGAUGUACUUAUACGUGGGACUCCUCAGCCCUGAUGUCAUCUUAUCGUUUCUGUGUUAUCCAUAUGGUGGAUUCCGAGUGCGGCUCAUUUGUGCUCGACAUUGACCUCGUUAUUCAUCCCUCCCUCGUUCAAGCUA